Molecule: messenger RNA, 1754 nt
Organism: Hypomesus transpacificus
Lineage: Eukaryota; Metazoa; Chordata; Actinopteri; Osmeriformes; Osmeridae
Gene: sars2
Product: seryl-tRNA synthetase 2, mitochondrial
Exons: 16
Coding region: 5-1567 (520 amino acids)
Biological process (GO): mitochondrial seryl-tRNA aminoacylation
Cellular component (GO): mitochondrion
Molecular function (GO): tRNA binding; ATP binding; serine-tRNA ligase activity
Source: RefSeq, a predicted model, not a curated record
AAACAUGGCGACCUCCAUAGGCAUGGUGGGAAGACUUGGCUCAGUAUUUAAUGUAUUAAAACCGGUUGCUAGACAGUAUGCAAGACAGGGCACAAUACUUUUCACUCAGCGUCGUUUGGCUCAUGGCGUGCGCAGCAGCCUUUACGAACACGUCCGUGAUGGCUACAGUGACAAGCCGGAAUUGGACAUGCAACUUGUAUGCGAGGAGACCGACAAAGUCAUAGCUAAUGUUGUAACUCGUAAGGGGGAUUUGCGUGGAGAGGACGUCAAACUAAUUGUGUAUGUGUGGCAGCAGCUCCAGCAGGUGAGGAAGGAAGUCUCUGAGCUGGAGGAAAAGAAGAAAUGGAUUAGUGAGCGGGUCAGAGCGCUGGUGGAGAAGAACGACAAGAAGUCACUAGCCAAUCUGCCAGAGCACAGGCAGGCCAGAGAGGAGGGCAGAGAGAUCCGCAACAGGCUGAGCCAGCUCUACCCCAAACAGAAUCAGCUGGAGCAGGAACACUACAGACAAGCCCUCCGACUGCCCAACACCACACACCCUGACGUGCCAAUCGGAGACGAAAGCCAGGCAAGGGUGGUAGAGCUGGUUGGUCAGAAGCCAGUGUUUGACUUCAAACCCAGAGGACAUGUCGAGCUGGGGGAGGGGCUGGGUCUUAUCAGACAGAGGAACCUUGCUCACAUCUCAGGCCACAGGUCGUACUACCUGAGGGGGGCAGGGGCCAGACUCCAGAUCGCUCUGCAGAAUUUUGCCUUAGACACUCUGCAGCGGCGGGGCUUCAUUCCAAUGGCAGUGCCAGACGUACUGAAGGGGGCAGUGUUUGAGGGGUGUGGGAUGCAGCCCAAUGCCCAUCGCUCCCAGGUGUACUCUCUGGAUCCCGGCCGCUUCCCGGACCUCAACCUGGCUGGUACUGGCGAGGUGGGCGUGGCAGGUUACUUCAUGGACCAUGCAGUAAACUGGAGGGACCUUCCUGUCAGGUCAGUGUGUAGCAGUACUUGCUACAGGGCAGAGACAGACACGGGCAGAGAGGCUUGGGGGCUCUACAGAGUUCACCACUUUAACAAGGUGGAGAUGUUUGGAGUGACAGCAGAUGAAACAGGAGAUGAGAGUUCUCAGCUUCUGGAGGACUUCCUGUCUCUGCAGAAGGAGAUCUUCUCUUCUCUGCAUCUACACUACAGAGUGCUGGACAUGCCCACACAGGAACUAGGCCCACCCGCCCACAGGAAGUACGACAUUGAGGCCUGGAUGCCUGGGAGGGACUGCUAUGGAGAGAUCUCCAGUGGCUCCAACUGUACAGACUACCAGAGCAGACGACUCAACAUCCUGUAUGAGAGGCAGGACGGGAGUCUGCAGUACGCCCACACGGUGAACGCUACUGCAUGUGCUAUUCCCCGAACCAUCAUCGCCAUACUAGAGACUCACCAAACCAAGGAGGGGAGUGUGCUUGUGCCGCAGGUCCUGCAACCCUACAUGGGGGUGGAGGUGAUCGAGAAGCCCCAAUACUCUCCUCUGAGGUACAUCGGACCCAACCAGCCCAACCGACCCCCUCGUCCGACCCCAAGGACCAGGUGACAGGUCCAACCGGACCAGUACCAAGACACGCUGCUGCCAGAAUCAACACUGUACACAACCGCACUAGACUUUAAUGCGUUCUGUAGUCUGUUGUCUACUGUAAAUAUGUUUAAACCAUGUUGUCUGUGAGAAAGCAUCCUUUUAUUGAUAAGUAGAAUGAUUCUGUGAUGUAAUAAAAUAUGAAGUA